AGUGACUGGUUGUACCUGAGCACGUUUAUAAUAGUUAAGGAGUAAGUAGUAUAGUAAGGAGCUGAUCACUUAUCCAAACCAGGUAUUUCACUAAUUAAAUUUUAAUGACUGUUCAGAAUUUUUUUAAAUUUAUUUUUCACAUAGAUGUUGAGGGUUAUAAUGUGUAAAUACAGCUGGCGAAAGUUAGAUUUAAUUUAUUUUAAUUUCCAGGGUGUAAUGUGACAAAAGGUAAGGAUUUUGACAUGGAAUGAUUUUCUAUAGGCACUGUACUAUAUGCACAUGUUAGUCUUUACUUAAUGAUUAACAGAAUUAUCUAAUUUCUUUUUUAUCUUUGUCACUACAUCCUAUUAAAAAUUCAAUAAUUCAAAGAAUGGCACAGAAUGCACAAGUCCCAAACUGAAUGCUAGGAAGAGCCAUGCACCAGAUUGGGGAGUAAUCUGACUGAUAAUCUUUUAUAUCACUGUGCUGAAAUAUACUAUGGCUUUAGAUAGAACAUGAUAUAACCUGAGUGCUUACAUGUACUUUUUUUUUUUUGCAAUGAACAGUAAGUGAUUUUAACAGAAGGGUGGGUGGAUUCAAAAAGGGAGAACUAUAUGCAGAAUAAAAGAGCUCACAAAGAGGAUGAGAGAGUUUGAAAAAAGAUGCUGAUGCUUUGGCUCUGCAAAAUACUUGCUAUGCUGAAUAUCUCAUCUAAAAUGCAUCUACAAAGACACACGUGUUUGAAGAGAGGAAUCAUUCAGUCAAAGGACAUAUGAGAUUAAUUGACUCAAGCCAGAAAGAAGCCAUGAAACUUCAAAACGGUCCAAGAGCCACACUAGCCUUCACCUUAAACUGCUUGGCCUUCACUUUGGCCGUGUCUGCUGUAACAACCAGCUACUGGUGUUCUGGGACCAGGAAGAUAGUGAAGCCCUUGUGCACAGGCCCAGAAAAAGUCAAGCAGAACUACUGCAUCCACUUCAAUAGCUCUGAUGCGAACAACACACAUCUGGUGCAGUACAUUUACGAGACUGGAGAGGAAAAGUUCAUAUUGAAAAAAUUCCACACAGGCAUUUGGUUCACAUGUGAACAGGCUGUUGAUCUUUUAGGAUUUACCUGUAGAGCGUUUUUAGAGAUUUCACCCAAUCAUGAAAGAGGAGUGUUAUGGCUGUGUAUUAUUGGUGAAUGUUUGUACAUCACUUUGCUGUUUAUUGGAGUCUCACUCAUGACAGUGGAGAUGUGUCACUGCUGUAACACAAUGAACCGACUCAAGCUGAAUGCUUUUGCAGCCCUGUUCACUGCACUUUCAGGUCUUAUAGGCAUGGUAGCACAUAUGAUGUUCACCACAGCCUUUCAGCUUGCAGUCCUUAUGGGUCCAGAGAACUGGAAACCCAAAACCUGGGACUACAGCUGGUCCUAUCUUUUGGCCUGGGCCUCCUUUGCUACCUGCAUGGCCUCAGCCAUCACUGCCCUCAACCACUACACCAAAACCAUGAUCCAGUUCAAGUUCAAGCGGAGGAACAUUGAAAACAACCUGGAGCUCCUGGGACUGCAUAUGCCUGUAGGAUUAUGGAAUACAUACCCGAGCUCAGGCUUUGAUCCUGCAGACCAGCACAUUUCCUUUGAAGUGAAUGGCACCAGACAACUUUAUUCUUCAUCCCAAGACACUGCAACACUGCACUCACAGGGUGAAGAGUACUGCUGA
This is a messenger RNA of Ictalurus furcatus (blue catfish), 1681 nucleotides long. Its product is annotated as germ cell-specific gene 1-like protein. The record is from RefSeq and is a predicted model, not a curated record. The coding region runs from base 752 to 1681 and encodes 309 amino acids. The transcript has 5 exons. Gene Ontology annotation, cellular component: plasma membrane. NCBI's taxonomy places the organism in Eukaryota, Metazoa, Chordata, Actinopteri, Siluriformes, Ictaluridae.